CAAAAAAAAAUGGCGGCGUCCACGUCCAAUGUGCAAAGUGUUACAGGACUGUUAAAAGACAGUUUAUCUGAAUUGGGAUUUGAAAUCUAUCCUCUGAAGGUCGGUUGGUAUAACUCUGUGCUGCCUCCCACCCUGCGUCUGGCCCACCAUGAUGACACCCUGGCCGUGUUGGUGCUCAGCACCCCUGCGAUGUUCGAACAAGCCUUCCUGCCCUUCAUGGAGGCGAGGGGCUGCCAGGGGCUGUCGGACCCCAUCGACCAGUGUGUCAAACAAUGUGUCUCCUCUGCUGUCUCCAAGUGUUUCCCAGGACAGGAGGUGGAUGUGAGGUAUGACUACGAGAUGCUGCCCAGCAGGAAGCCAAAGUUUCUGGCUCAGACUGCUGCUCACGUCUCUGGAGCGGCUUUCUACUUCCAACAGUCCGACGUCAGCGACCAACCCUGGGCUGAAAAAAAGAUGUUCGGAGUGUGUGUUCACCCGAGGUUCGGGGGCUGGUUUGCCAUCAGAGCCCUGCUGGUGUUCGGGGGGGUGACGGUGGGCUCUGAGAUGGAGCAGCCGGUUCCUCCUGACUGCCUGCCGUCCAGAGAGGACAGGAUAAAGCUGCUGGAGGCUUUCAACUUCCACUGGCAGGACUGGACAUACAGAGACAUCGUUCCUCCGGUCCAGAUCUACUCUCAGAAACAGAAGGACUACUUUUCCACUCCUCCUGCUCAGCGGUUCGCUCUGCUCAAGACUUGGGGCUUCCUGCAGACAGAAAGCGAUGAACCCGAUCCGACCUCUGACUCACAGAACCAGGUGACCGGACACAGCUGAAACAUCUGCAGGAGGAAGAAUCACAGACCUCCACUGAGGAGCUUUAAUUGAAGCUUCUUUUAACUUUUCAGGGACUUGAACUUGAACUUUUACUGCUUUCUGGCCUCUAUAUGAUGUGAUCCAUAAUCUGUUUACACUACAUGCGUUCACACUACGGAGUAAAGCAGCUCCUCUCAUGGAAACCAGAUCGUACUCAAAUGUAUGUACGUAUGCUUGAAAAUGAAUGCUGCUGUUGCAAACCAAAUGACUUAGAAGAACGCACCUUGUAUACUUGUUGAUUGUCACACUGUAACGAUCAAACUUCAGAGGGUUACCUAGCAACUGUGACUUUAACUUUGGACGUUGUGUCAUUUGACACGAUAUCAACAAACACCCUUUAUCACCACCAGACUGCCUUUCAUUUGUAUCUUUAUGUUCUGGUACUUGAUUGCAAAAAGAACAGACGCUCUUUUUGUUUUGCUUUUUUUUACUCAUUUCUAAAAUAUAUAUAUUUUUUAUUUUAGAGUGAAGCCAUAAAAAUAAAC
Anoplopoma fimbria (sablefish) is the source of this 1334-nucleotide messenger RNA. RefSeq names its product metabolism of cobalamin associated C (gene mmachc). The transcript is spliced from 5 exons. Gene Ontology annotation, biological process: cobalamin metabolic process. Gene Ontology annotation, molecular function: cyanocobalamin reductase (cyanide-eliminating) (NADP+) activity; FAD binding; demethylase activity. Gene Ontology annotation, cellular component: cytoplasm. NCBI's taxonomy places the organism in Eukaryota, Metazoa, Chordata, Actinopteri, Perciformes, Anoplopomatidae. Bases 10 to 810 code for a protein of 266 amino acids. The record is from RefSeq and is a predicted model, not a curated record.